UAGUUCAAAUGUCUCUCUUCAUCUAAGUAUCAACUCCCCGAGGCAAGUCGUCGCGGGUUGCGAGCGACGCGUCUAGCACGUGAUGUUGCUCACCAAAUCACGGGACCGCGAAGCGUCGCAGUGGUGGCCCACUUGCCUUAUAGGCGCUAGUGUGUAGUGCUACGUAAAACCUGAGCAAUCGCGCGAUGGUCAGCAAACCCAUGCGCGCACCACACUCCGUCCCACAUGCUCGGUAUCCGAAUCCCAUGAUGCUCGCGUUCCUGGCUUCGCUAUCUUCCAUUCGACGACUUCGCGAGCCCCAAGAGAAGGCGGCUCCCAUUUAUUCGCAGCUAAGAAUACCUGGGCCUGUCAGGUGGCCCCGGGCAGAGCACCUUUCUGCUGGUCAUGGGACGGCUCUGGGAGGGUGCGCUCGAGCCCAGGCGAGUGCGGUGUAGGCUUGCCGCGACCAGCGCAUAGUAAGGCCAGAGCGAUGGUCUUGAUCUUGAUUCUGGGGCGGGCCGCCGUCGGGCCCGGCGGGGGUGCUCUCGUUUGGUGGGUGGUUGAGAUACGGCGCACGCUGUGGUGGACGGACGGACGAACGCAUCACCGCGCGAUGCUCCGCCGCACUAAUCACGCUCGGGCUCGGCAACCUGCCGGGCGAAUAAGGUUCAGCUGAGUGGCUGCGGUUGUUCGCACAGUGUCAUUCUUCGCUCGACCAACCGAGUUCUCGCCAUUGCCCCUGCUAAGUGCACUUGCUCCCUCGAACUGCACGAGAAGAACCUCACUUCUUUCUUCUGGGACUGCUGACCCAACCUGUACCGAAUACCCGCUGCGAUUCGUCGAAACGACGAUAUUUUUGACGGAGGCAGGCUGCAUGACCCAGUCACUUGUUCAUCCUGUUUUCCCAUCCUCCUAGUGGCGAGCGUAUAUAUAACACACCCACCGGGGGCCUACUAGUGCACUCCCACCACUCUCACCGCCGCAAUCAGACCAAUGGUGCAACCACAGGAAGUUGAUGUUAUCGUCGCGGGGGGCGGGCCUGCGGGCUGUGUCGUCGCGGGCCGUCUCGCGUUUGCUGAUCCCUCGCUCAAAGUCAUGCUCAUCGAAGGGGGUGCUAACAACAGAGACGAUCCCUGGAUCGCAGACCGGGCAUCUACGUCCGCAACAUGCAGCGCAACGGCGUAAACGACAAGGCCACGUUCUACACCGACACGAAGGCCUCGUCGUAUCUCCGCGGACGACAGAGCAUCGUCCCAUGCGCGAACAUCCUCGGUGUGUAGACCACCCCCUCGUGAAGUAUUUCGUCUCACAAUUCCGUGCGACCAGGCGGAGGGAGCAGGUGAGAAUGCCAUCCCCCGAUGCGUCCCGCAGAGAUAACCCGGACCCCCCGCAGUAUUAAUUUCCAGCUCAACUCAGGCAUCCGCUUCCGAUUGGGAUGACUUCAAAUCCGAGGGAUGGACCGCGAAAGAUCUACUGCCUUUGAUGAAACGGCUCGAGAACUACCAGAAGCCGUGCAACAACGACACACACGGCUACGACGGCCCCAUCGCCAUCUCGAACGGCGGCAGCAUCACUCCCCUUGCGCAAGACUUUUUGCGAGCGUCGGAUGCGAUUGGCGUGCCCUACAGCGAUUUGGAAACCGCGCACGCCUCUGAGAUCUGGGCCAAAUACAUCAACCGACACACCGGCCGCAGAAGCGACGCCGCGACAGCGUACGUGCACAGCGUGAUGGACGUGCAGGACAACCUGUAUCUGCGCACCAACUCGCGCGUGUCGCGCGUGAUCUUCGAGGGCAACAAGGCCGUCGGCGUCGCAUACGUCCCGGCCCGCAACCGCGCGCACCAGGGCCAGGUCGUCGAGACCAUCGUCCGCGCACGCAAGUACGUCGCGCUGAGCAGCGGGACAUUGGGGACGCCGCAGAUUCUGGAGCGUUCGGGGGUCGGCAAUGCCGAGCUGUUGAAGAAGAUGGAUCUGAAGGUCGUCAGCGAUCUUCCCGGUGUUGGCGAGCAAUAUCAAGACCAUUACACCACGCUUUCUCUGUACCGUGUCUCCAACGAAAGCUUUACUCUGGACAACUUCCUCCGCGGCGACAAGGAUGUUCAGCGCGAGCUGUUCCAGGAGUGGGAAGUCUCACCAGAGAAAGCGCGCCUGUCGUCCAAUGCGAUCGACGCCGGAUUCAAGAUCCGUCCGACCGAGGCCGAGCUGAAGGAGAUGGGACCCGAGUUCAACAAACUCUGGGACAAGUACUUCAAGGACAAGGUGAUCCGAUCCGUCCGAGCCUACGCCGACCACUCGCUCCUCCCACCCGGCAAUUACAUCACCAUGUUCCAGUACCUCGAGUACCCGGCCUCGCGCGGGAACAUCCACAUCAAGAGCCCGAACCCGUACGUCGAGCCGUCGUUCGACAGCGGCUUCAUGAACAACAAGGCGGACUUUGCGCCGAUCCGGUGGAGCUACAAGAAGACGCGUGAAGUCGCGCGCCGGAUGGACGCGUUCCGCGGUGAGCUGACGUCGCAUCACCCGCGGUUCCACCCCGCGUCCCCCGCGGCGACGAGGGACAUUGAUAUCGAGACGGCCAAGGGCCUGCUGCCCAACGCGCUGACCGUCGGGAUCCACAUGGGAACAUGGCAUGCGCCCGGGGACAAGUACGACGCCAGCAAGGUGCACGAGGACAUCAAGUACACGGAGGAGGACGACAAGGCGAUCGACGACUGGAUCGCGGACCACGUCGAGACGACGUGGCACAGCCUCGGCACGUGCGCGAUGAAGCCGCGCGAGGAGGGCGGUGUCGUCGACAGCCGCUUGAACGUGUUCGGGACGGAGAACCUCAAGUGCAUCGAUCUCAGUAUCUGCCCCGACAAUCUCGGCACGAACACCUACUCUUCUGCGCUCCUCGUGGGCGAGAAGGGCGCGGAUAUCCUCGCUCAGGAUCUCGGCCUCAAGAUCAGAGUCCCCCAUGCUCCGGUCCCGCACGCGCCAGUCCCGACCGGAAAGCCGGCGUCCCAACUCGUCCGCUAAGUGUCAGGGAGAAAUUUGUAACUUUUUUGUAUCAGUAUGUCACGUAUCAGGAGAACCUGGAAUUGUAUAAGCUUCGAUCGGC
Molecule: messenger RNA, 3079 nt
Organism: Mycena citricolor
Lineage: Eukaryota; Fungi; Basidiomycota; Agaricomycetes; Agaricales; Mycenaceae
Source: the annotation of a GenBank genome assembly